Molecule: messenger RNA, 838 nt
Organism: Volvox carteri f. nagariensis
Lineage: Eukaryota; Viridiplantae; Chlorophyta; Chlorophyceae; Chlamydomonadales; Volvocaceae
Exons: 4
Coding region: 1-516 (171 amino acids)
Biological process (GO): protein folding in endoplasmic reticulum
Cellular component (GO): EMC complex
Source: RefSeq, a predicted model, not a curated record
AUGGCUGACCUGAAAAGCUGGAGGCUAGACUUUGAAGCUUUGAUACCAGACAGAAAGCUACAAGUAGACCCGCCAGGGUAUGAUUUCUCUAUUGCUAAGGACCCGAUCGGGAUGAUCAGUUCAAGCAAACCUCGGGACCGGAACACGCUAGCGCGCAAGCAACAGGCUCUCUUUGCCAAGGCGACGGCACCUCUCAAACAGGUUGGCAUGAUGUGCUUUAUGGCCUGGAUGUUCGGCAACUCCAUACAGAUCUUUAGCAUCGUCAUGACCUUCAACCUGAUCUCCGCUCCCAUUUCUGCUAUCAUGAGCUCCGGAGAAGUUUUCCCGAGAGACGAGGAGUGGAAGCAGCUUGACGUGCUGACGCCGCGGCUCCUGUACUGUCUGGUGCACAUGGGUCAACUAAUUUUUGGGCUUUACAAGCUGAGCGCCAUGCGGUUGCUGCCAAGCGCGUCAUCGGACUUCAUCUCGACGAUGCCCGUACCGCCCGUUUUGGAACAUGCAUACCCUGCGUUGUGAUAUGAUCCGUGUUGUCGGCGUGUUGUGUGUGCAGAGCUGCAGCACGGGUGGUCUUGGGUUAAAUCUCCGUGCGGCUAUGGCAGCCUAUGCUGGCAGGGGGUGUACGGCCAUUUAGGGAUAUUGGCCUUUUAAAGUUGAAGUAACGUGACAGUGACGUCGAUUGGGCCGUGCGCACGCGCUUUUGCGUCAUAGGAUGGGAUUUAACUGACACUGUAUACUUUAAGUGCUGGCCUGUAUGGUCAACGUUACCCAACUUUGGCAUGAGCGCACUGGUAACCGAGUGCGAACCGGAACUCAUAUACGAUUCAAACGUUACAUGUCU